Auxenochlorella protothecoides is the source of this 237-nucleotide messenger RNA. RefSeq names its product Ycf49-like protein. Bases 1 to 237 code for a protein of 78 amino acids. The transcript is spliced from 3 exons. The record is from RefSeq and is a predicted model, not a curated record. NCBI's taxonomy places the organism in Eukaryota, Viridiplantae, Chlorophyta, Trebouxiophyceae, Chlorellales, Chlorellaceae.
AUGACCCUCAUCAGGCGCAUGGCCGAUGUCACCAAGAACCCUGCCUGGACGGGCCUGAGCUGGGGGAUGGUGCCCAGCCUUGGCAGCGCCAUGUGUGCCGUCACCUGGCACCUGUUCUACAACGCGCCUGCCCUUGAGUGGCUCGUGGAGCUACAGGCGCUCCUCACCCUUCUGGGGAAUUUCACGCUCCUGUGGGCUGCGUACAGGCUGUACAAGGUGCAGAGUGUUCGGCCAUAG